CCACUGCUAUCGAAAUCGAACCGACCGACGAAAUUAUGCGUACGCUCCGCUUUUUUUUAUUUAUUUUUUCGUAAUCCACACGCCCUGCCGCCCAUAAAAUAAUGAAAAAUCGCACAAAACCGGAAAAGUGCCUAGUUAAAUGUUCGCCGAUUGCUGUGUGUGCGAACGAGAGCAAGUAAUAAAACGAAAUUGCAGGCGACGCCGAAAUAAAAAACAAAAAAAACGUUGCAGCAACAACGUGCGUGCGUGAGUCGAGUGAGUGUGUGUGUUUGUUGGUAUAUGUGAAGAGCAAAGAGAGCGAGUGAGAGGGCGAUAGAAGGCAGAAGAAGCAGCAGCGGAAAAGAGAACGAAGAAAGGAGCCGUUUUAAAAGCCAGAACUUUGAAAAGUCGUAGCUGAAAUAUUCCCCGAUUUUCCGAUUCCCGCGAAUCUAAAAGCCGCGCUGCCGGCGUCGCUGCCUCUGCCGACGUCGACGUUGACGCAGCCGUCGCCGAUCCCGUUUUCACGCGUCGCCGCUUCGUCUCGCCAUCUCGCUCUUUUCCCGCCCCCCUCUCUCUCUGCCCCGACCCCCGCGCCUUUCUGUCCGCCCCCCGCCCCCUUAGAGAGAGAGAGAGAGAAAAGCCAAGCCAAGAAACGUCAUCAAGCGGCAACAGCAACAACAACAACAACCACAAUCAACCAACAACAUCAGGCGACAACAACAACAGCAGCAAAACGCAUUUCAUUGCCAAGAAAAAAAAAACGGUCAACGACAUUGCAACACAGCAACAACAACAUUAGCAAGAGAAAGAGCAACAACAUUGGCCAAGAGCAACAAUAACAAAACAGCAAUAAAGUGAGACUGCAACAACAACUGAUACGAGAACAACAACAACAAUAGUAACAACAACAACAAGCGUACCAACAAAUAGGAAAAUAAGAAAAUGCCCAAAUGCGAUGUGAAAACGCGCUACAUUCCUGCGACUUUCGCCUGGAUUGUGCUGCUUUUGACCACAUUUCUCUUCUUCUUCUAUCCCUGCCAGUACUACGUGAAGAGCCAUCCAUGGGUGCUGGCCUACCAGGGCGUGAUCACAUUCUUCGUGCUGGCCAACUUCACGCUGGCCACCUUCAUGGACCCGGGCAUCAUCCCCAAAGCCUCGCCCGACGAAGACUGCGAGGAGGAGCUGCGCGCCCCGCUCUACAAGAAUGCCGAGAUCAACGGCAUCACCGUCAAGAUGAAAUGGUGCGUCACCUGUAAGUUCUACCGCCCGCCACGCUGCUCCCACUGUUCCGUCUGCAAUCACUGCAUAGAGACCUUCGAUCACCACUGUCCGUGGGUCAACAACUGCAUCGGCAGGCGGAACUACAGGUUCUUUUUCUUCUUCCUCGUCUCACUGUCCAUUCACAUGCUCAGCAUUUUCUCGCUGUGCCUGGUCUACGUGCUGAAGAUAAUGCCCAACAUCAAGGACACGGCGCCCAUUGUCGCCAUGAUCCUGAUGAGCCUGGUGACCAUUCUGGCCAUCCCCAUCUUCGGUCUCACCGGCUUCCACAUGGUGCUGGUGUCGCGGGGUCGCACGACCAACGAACAGGUCACCGGAAAGUUCAAGGGCGGCUACAAUCCGUUCUCGCGCGGCUGCUGGCACAAUUGCUGCUACACACAGUUCGGACCACAAUACCCCAGCUUACUGAACCCGAAAAAGUACGCCUCGCGGCGGUCGCAAGUGCAGAACCAGGCGAUCAGCACCAUUUGCAACGACCGGAGCGGCCAGCAGACGGGCGCCGGGGGCGGGGCCGGCGGCAAUGGGACCGCUGCAGCCGCAGCGGGCGGCGGGGGAGGCGUGGGCGGAGGCGGUGGCGGUAUGCGCGGCACUGCGGUGCAGUACUCACCACGCUCCUACUACGACGCGAGUCGCGAGAAGCGCGGAAUUCAGGUAAAGACAUAUAUGGCCGAGGGCAAUGGUUAUAAUCAACGGUCGGGCAGCACAACGCUUUACAGUAAGCUUUCGCCUGGACGGGAGUGCUCCGAUACCGACUUGGAGCCACCACCUGCGUCCCAGAGUCAGGAUUGCGAACCGACGCCGCCGCUGCAGCGGCACAACUCGAGCAGUUUCUAUCUGCCGCAGGUGAGCGACGCCGGCGGAUUGAAUGGCAGCGUUUCCACGGGCGGCGGCGGCGGGGGAGGAGGCGGUGGUGGGGGUGGUGAUUCCCCCCGCCACAUGCGUCUCUACCAUCCGCGUCACAGUCCGCACGCGAGGCCCAGGGGCCUGGAUCCGCAGCGGGGCUAUACGAGUGACGCCCUAUCGCCGGACCAUCCCGUCGGCUAUGGAGUGGGCGUGAACGGACCGCAGCAGCAGCAACAGCAGGCGCUGGCGGCGGCAGCGGCGGCGGCGGCGGUGGCAGCACAAAAUCAACGCAGCGCGACGACCACGGCCACGCCCACCAUGCAGCAGCGGAUCAAGCCGCUGGGCGUGGCCACGCCCCUCGUGAUGGCGAGUCCAGUGCGAAGAUCUAAUCCGGGCACGCCCACUCAGCCGAGACGCCCCGAUUUCAUAGGGCUGAAUGCCCAGGCGGUGGCGCAGCAGCAGCAGCAACAACAACAGGCAGCGGCGGCGGCGGCAGCAGUGGCCUACUACGAGUACACCAGCGGUCUUCCGCCACAGCACCCGCAGGCGCCCAGCAUCCAGCAGCAGCAGCAGCAACUGCUCCUCCAGCAGCAGCGCGUCCUCAUGCAGCACCAGCAACAGCAGCAGGCUUUGCAACAGCAACAACAGCAGCAGCAGGUGGCGGUACAUGCGGCGCAUCCGCAGCACGCCGCUCUGGCGCAGGCGGCCUACGGCGGCAGUCCGCAGCGACGCUUCCUCUCCGAGGGCGAACUGGUGCGCCAGGGGGCCGGCGGCGGGGGCGGCAUGGGCGUGGCCGGCGGCGGCGAGCUGUCGUACGCGCGGUCCAACAACACGGUGGAUAACAUACGUGAGCUGGCGGGCAGUCCGCAGCGCGGCGUUUACAUGUGGAAGGACACGUCGCCGGGAUUCACUAGCUCAGUGGGACAGCAGCAGCAGCAACAGCAACAGCAGCAGCAGCAGCAACAGGUGGUCAGCAGCGGGAUUGGCAGCAGUGCGGGCACGCUGUCCAGCAGCGGAGCGUCCGCCGGCGUGAUGCCGCAUGCCCAGUACAUGACGGCGGGCGGCGGAGCCCAUCCGCUGAUCAUGACGCACUCGCGACUCCAGGACUAUGCCAUCCAGCAGCAACAGCAACAGCAGCAGCAGCAGCAACAACAGGCCGCCUCAUAUCAUCGCUCCAAUCCGACGAGUCCCACCACCAUGCCUCAAGUGUCCGGAGCUGGCCAGCAGGGCUAUAUUCUGCGCUAUGGCGGAUCGGGAUCGGGAGCAGCUGGCAGCAGUGGCAGCUUGGCCAGCGUGACGGGCAGCAAUCCGGUCUAUCAGCCUGCCCUGCGUGGCGGAGUGGCCGUGUUUCCGCCCAAUCCGCUGGGAAAUGCCAACCAGACGCAGCCCUCGCCGCAGAUAAAGCGAAAGCAGACGCCCACGCGUCCCAUGAGCUUUGUGCGCGCCCUGGAGAUGACGGACUCCAUGGAGAUGCAGUCGCUGGAGCAGCAGCAGCAGCAGAAUGGAGGCAUACCCACGAGCGGAACGGCAAUGGCAAUGGCAAACAAUCAGCAAGGUGGCGGUGGCGGCGGGCAACUGAUCCAGGGCAACGCCUCCAAUUCCGGCACGCCGGAUAGGGCCAGCAUCUACGACAUGAACUACGAGAUCUCCGUAUAACCCGUGGUGGUGCCCGUGCUCCUGAUGCCCCCACCAGUUGGCCAAGCUGCUCCAGUUCCUCCCAGUGGUAGUGGUAGUGCUAAUGCCCAACUGGAGCCGGCUGCGUAUGCCUGCGUUCCUGUUUUGCCCCUCAAGCCGAUGAGCAAUGGAAUAGAACCCAAUAGUCAUCAGCAUCAUCACCAACAUCAUCAUCAGCUCCAAACGCAGCAGCAGCAGCAGCAGCAUCACCACCAACAUCCACACCAGAACCACAACAACCCAAGCCUAAACACAAACCCAAACCCAAACCAGAACCAGAACAAACGCAAAUUUUCAACCUUCUUUUGAGAGAAGAACGAGCAUGCUUUUAUUUUA
Drosophila elegans is the source of this 4110-nucleotide messenger RNA. RefSeq names its product palmitoyltransferase app. Lineage: Eukaryota; Metazoa; Arthropoda; Insecta; Diptera; Drosophilidae. The transcript is spliced from 11 exons. The record is from RefSeq and is a predicted model, not a curated record. Gene Ontology annotation, molecular function: palmitoyltransferase activity. Bases 922 to 3756 code for a protein of 944 amino acids. Gene Ontology annotation, biological process: protein palmitoylation.